This is a messenger RNA of Entamoeba invadens IP1, 474 nucleotides long. RefSeq lists its product as hypothetical. The annotation marks the transcript as partial. The transcript is spliced from 2 exons. The record is from RefSeq and is a predicted model, not a curated record. NCBI's taxonomy places the organism in Eukaryota, Evosea, Mastigamoebida, Endamoebidae.
AUGACAGGUUGUUGUGCGAACCCAUGUAAAGCGGUUGUGUCAAUUCUUUUCAUAAUAUUAUCUUUGGUAUUUGUUGCGAGUUUCUUUACUGGAAUUGUAGUCAGUAUAGGUACUCUCAAAACGUUUGACGAUUUUGUAGGAAUAUAUCGCUAUGAAUAUCGUGGGGUAUCUGGAUACUCCAUUGCAAUUUCUUUCAUUAACAUGUUUUUAGCAAUAGCAUUUGCGUCAGCAGCAAUUUAUUUGAUUGUUACCAAAAAUAUUAAGAAAGUGUUGUUGGGUGUCUUAAAUGGCAUCAUUGUUUUCUUCUUCGUACUUACUGUUAUAUUAUUUAUUUCAAUUUAUUUAACUAAAUACGAUAAUUUCGAAUUGGAACCAGAAGACUAUCCAAAAUUCGAAACCAAAGUUUGUGAUUUUUAUUUAACUUCAUUUUUGUAUCUAAUAAAUUAUAAUUUAAUUCAUAAAAUUAUAGUUGCA